Eupeodes corollae is the source of this 951-nucleotide messenger RNA. RefSeq lists its product as uncharacterized. The transcript has 2 exons. Bases 38 to 352 code for a protein of 104 amino acids. The record is from RefSeq and is a predicted model, not a curated record. Lineage: Eukaryota; Metazoa; Arthropoda; Insecta; Diptera; Syrphidae.
CAGUUUAAGCGCAACGGCUCAAUGACGAGGAACUAAAAUGAAGGCCAAAGCAGAGAUGUCGGCCUUUCAAAGAAACCUGAGAGCAACAGGUGGUAGACCACUUUCCAAGUCACCUGAGCCUGAGCACAUCAAAUUGAUGGCACUUAUCCCCCAUGAAUUUGAGGUGGAUACAAAUGAUUUUGAUUGCGAUACUGAGAUGAUAAAAGAAAACGUAACUUCUUUUAAGACACUGGUUGUAGACGAUGAAUAUGAAGAUGUUUUUUUUGUGGAGGAUGAAUCGCCAAGGAAACAUGUAUCAUCAACUUAUUCUUCACCAAAAAUACAUGCUCCGUUCACAUCAUCAUCUAUUUAAACAAAAAAUAUAAUUAAGAUUUUUAAUUUUGUUUAAUUUUAUACUUGUGGGUGGAAGAACAUCCUGCAAAUCAAUUGCCAGGUUAUGAAGAACUGCUAAGGCUAUAAUAGUUGUUUUGGCAUUUUCUAAGGAGCACGUCAUACCUGAUAACAAAAUGCGGAAUCUUUGCUUCCAGAAGCCAAAGCAUCUUUCCACCGUGUUACGAGUAGCUAUAUGAGCUAUAUUGUAUCUUAUUUCAGGAUCUGUUCGAGGGUUCAAAACGGGGGUAAAGAGGAUAUUAGUACUAGGGUACCCACAUCCCCAAGCAGACGACCAUUGAACUCCCCAUCAUCAAAUUGUUGUUUGAUUCUGGUUUCCCUAAAAAUUCGUGAGUCAUGAGUGCUGCCUCUCCAGCGGCAAACAAUGUCAUUCAUUUAAAGGGAGGCGUCGCACACUACCUGCGUAUGCAGCGAGUAGUACCCUUUUCUGUUAUAGUACUGCCCUGAUGGGCCACCUACUUUUGGGAUCCUUAUAUGGGUACAGUCAAUGGCCCCAACCACCUUUGGAAACCCCCGUAUUUGAGAGGACUUGUUCAUAGUUUUUAUCUGGUCCGAAAAAGA